UGCCAUCUGGCAACUCAAGAGUGGUGGAACUUUGUUAAAUUUGUUAAAUUUUUUAUUUUAAUUUUGUACGUAAACAACGCUAUGAAAAUAAACAAUUAAAUAGCACAAGGCCGGCGUAUAAUGUUUAACUAAGUGUUGAUUGUGUUUGUGUGCGUUGUUAACCGCUACGAAAGAAACGCAGUGCUAGCGGCACCUUGAAGAUUUUUUUUUGGCAAAAAAAAGUCAAGCGGCACCGAAAAUUUAACAUAUCACGGUGAGUGCCUAGGACACCGUCUCCCGGUAGCAGGAUGGCGGAUAUAGUUUAUCCGAAUGGUUGUAGACCCUUGAUGGAAGAUCUGGGCACGGAUGAACUGAUAAGGCGUCUCAAGACUCUGGCGAAUGUCCUACAGACUAUGGAACAGGAUGAGAAUCUCUAUCAACAGUAUAUACCAUUGGCUUUACAUCUUCUGGACGAUUUCUUCAUGCAGCAUCCUUCUAAGGAUGUUCAAUUAUUGAUUGCCUGUUGUAUAGCCGAUGUAUUGCGUGUCUACGCCCCGGAGGCUCCAUACAAAGAGCAAGAGCAAAUCAAAAUAAUAUUCAAGUUUUUCAUCAAACAAUUGCAUGGCCUUAAGGAUCCAAAAGAUCCUUCAUUCAAACGUUAUUUCUAUUUCCUGGAAAAUUUAGCCUUUGUUAAAUCGUUCAAUAUGUGCUUCGAAUUGGAGGAUUGUCAGGAGAUAUUCCAUGAACUAUUUAGCACUAUAUUCAGAAUUGUCAAUGACCAGCAUAGCGCCAAGGUUACAAAUUUUUUUCUAGAUGUCCUCAGUCCUUUGAUAACAGAAGCGGACAAUUUGAGAGUUGAAUUGCUGGAUUUAAUAUUGAUAAACAUUGUUGAACCAAAUAAAUCCAGCAAUAAAUAUGCCAGCCAACUGACCGAACAACUGCUACGCAAAACAGGAGAUGCCCUAGAGUCCACCAUUAAUAUUUUUUUCAAUCGUCAUUUGGUGAUGGAUAAACCAAACACCAAACUGUCCAUCAGUAAUAAGAUCUAUGAUGUGCUCUAUGAGUUAAAUCGCAUCAAUGGAGAUCUUUUGGUAUCCGUUUUACCUCAAUUGGAAAACAAAUUGCUGUCCACCGAUGAUGCUGAAAGGCUGAGGGCCACCACAUUGCUGGCCCGCAUGUUCUCCGAGAAGGACUCACAACUCUCGAAGAAAUAUCAAAAUCUCCUGCGCACAUUCUUUGGUCGCUUUUGUGACAUCAAGGAAUCAGUGCGGGUGAAAUGCGUUCAAUCCUCAAUGCAUUUCCUUCUCAAUCAUCCUCAUCUGCAGGCGGAUAUCACUGACAAACUGCGUUUACGCAAUCACGAUCUGGACGAGGUGGUGCGCCAUGAGGUUGUCAUGGCCAUUGUAGAGACUGCGAAACGUGAUUUUAACAUAGCCCUGGAAUCACCGGAAUUGCUUGAAAUUGUACGAGAACGUACUCUGGACAAGAAGUACAAAAUACGUCGGGAUGCUAUGAAUGGUUUGGCCUACAUCUAUAAGCGAGCCAUUUGUGAGCCAAAUGAUUUAGGAAUGGAAGUAAAGCUGCGAGUCGAUUGGAUUAAAAACAAAAUCUUACAUGGCUAUUACAAAGUGGGCUUAGAGGAUCGUUUGCUGGUGGAACGCUUGCUCAUCACCUGCCUGGUGCCAUAUAAAUUGGCACCAGAAGAAAGAAUGAAGAAGUUGUAUCAUUUACUUGGUGAUCUCGAUGCAAAUGCCACAAAGGCAUUUGUUGAAUUGCAAAAGAAUCAAAUGAAGACAAGGAAUACGGUUAGCGAUUGGAUUAAAUUGCAUCACUCGAAGGAGUUUACGCCGCGAGUGCUAAGCCAACUCCAAGCCAAACAGGCCACCAUUGCCAAAUUACUGCCGGAUCCAUUGAAAGCUGCCGAAUUUUUAACACAGUUUAGUAAUAAUCUACGCAAAGACUCUCAGCUUUUGCGCUGCAUAAAUAUAGUACUGAAACGUGAUGUUAGCUGUCGGGAAUGCGCCGAUACCAUGGGUGUGCUUCUCAAAAAGUUGGGCGCCCACAUUCAAUCAAAUCUGUAUUAUAAUACGGUCAAAAUGCUGAUCGAACGCGUAGCCUCUGUGAUGGUGGACAAGGAGUCAAUUGGAGUACUUAUUGGGUUGAUUGAAAAAUGCAUACAGGGUGGUUCCAUUUGCGAGGAUAUUGGCAUCAAUCGUCAUGAGGCUGGCGAACGUGGCCUUAAGCUUCUCAGUAUGCUCUCCUAUGUGUUCUCCGCCCACUUUUUUACGGACACCUCAUUGCGUCAUUUGAUUUCGUUGCUCAGCUAUGAGAAUGAAUAUGUGGCUCCAUUGGUUCUAAAGACUUUAACCCAUUUAGGACGCUAUCAGCCAUUGGUGGACGAUGCCAAUCCCAUUAUACUUAAUGAGUUGGCACCCAUUUGUAAGGAUUUCGCCUUGAUUGGUACACCGAAGCAGGCCAAGCAUGCGGUACGCUGCAUAUUCGUCAAUACCCAAUCAUCAACCGGCACUGGACCUGAUGGCAAUGGAGCAGCAGGUGGAGCAGGUGUUGGUCUCGGCGGCGGCGUUGGUAGCGGCAACGGUGCCGGAGCAAGUGCAUCAACCACUACACAGACUGUGCAUCCCAUUUUCAAUGAGAUCAUUGAAUUGUUGCGCCUAAAACUCUCACCCAAUUGCGAUCACCAGCGAACGAAAAUUGUGACUCUGGGUCACAUAGCCUUCAAUAUGCCACAGGCAUUCCUCACACCCAUCAAGAACAUGAUAGCACGACGCAUAGUCAAGGAAUUACUCAUACAGGAAGUGCCCGCGCAAAGGGAUUAUGAACUGCCGGAUGAGGCUAGCGAUUGGUGUGCCCAGGAGGAACUGCCGCCAGAUACUCUAUGUAAACUGGACGCCCUAAAGACAAUGGCCCGUUGGCUAUUGGGUCUUCGCACUGAUGAACAUGCCGCCCAGAAGACAUUUCGCAUGCUUGCUGCCUUUGUUAAUCAGCGUGGCGAUCUUUUGGGGCAGAAUCGUUUGUGUGGGGCAGAGAAAUCCUGGCUACGCCUCGGAGCAGCCUGCGCCAUGCUCAAGGUGUGCGAACAAAAGGGUGUCGGGGAUCAAUACAGUGCCGAGCAGUAUUUGCAGCUUUCUCAGCUAAUGGUCGAUCCAGUGCCACAGGUAAGAGAAAUCUUUGCCCGCAAGUUGCAUAAAGGUUUGGGUAAGAGUUUACCAAGGAACUGUCUACCCUUGGAUUUUAUGGGCAUGUAUGCACUAUCUGGCCUGGAGACUGAUAGAAAAUUGCAGGAUCUGGUGCGUCAUUAUGUGGAGGCGGAUAUUAAUAAACGUCGCGAAUAUCUCAAGACUGUGGCCAUGACAUCUCCCGAUAGUUCUACGGACUCACAAUCGCUCUACAUUCUACCUGACUAUAUGCUGGCCUUUGCCAUACCCGUACUGGUGCACGAUCCAAGCUUUACGAAUCAUGAGGAUUAUGUACAAUUGCGUAAAAUGGAGAAAUGUUUACGUUUCAUAUUGGAGCCGUUGAUGGCCAAACGUGAUACAUUUGUCUAUGGUUUCUAUCAGCAGAUGCUGCAAAUGAUCAAACAUCGUGAGUUCAGUCAGAGCACCGACAAGCGAGAUAACUAUAAAAUGUGGGCACUCUGCGAUCUCGCCAUAUAUAUUAUUGAUGCCAAAGUUGGUCUUGGUGACACCAAUGCAAAAGAUUUCGAUAAGAAUCUGCCCUUGCCAGAGAUGUAUUAUCGAAUGCCUGCCGCAGCCAAUUUUAAGAAUAUCGACAUCUAUAUACCCAUGGAUGUUUAUACGCUGGGUCCCAAAUCCUCUAGUAAGCCAUUGGCGGUAACAGCGGUGAAAACAGCAGCAGCAUCAACCACAACAACAACACUGCCGUCGACAACAUCGAGAGCUGCUGUUGGCUUGACGACGAAACGGCCAGCAGAAAAAUCACUUCUAACCAAUGAUAAAACUCAGGUUGUUAAUGUAUUUGACAACAUACGAGUUGUCGAUACGACGGAACCCCUAGCCAAGCGGACGCGUGGUGGGGCUGCAGCAACCACAAAUUCGUAAGAUAUGGCAAGAUGACAAGGAAUGAGCAGCAUACAAAUCAACAACAAAACAAACAAAAACCAUAUAAGAAGAGAAAUAAGAAAACAUUAAUGAGCGCAUAAUUGUUAGUUUAGUUACUGUUUAGUCUAGGGCGCUCUUAAGUUAACUAAAUAUUUAAGAUGUAGUCUGAUCAGAUUGUGGACAAAAGAAUGAUCUACAAUAGUUGUUAAACCGACACUACCUACAACAACAAGAACAACAACCAACUUAAUCGUAAACAUAAAAACAUCAAACAAAACAAAAACAAACAUCCACAUAAGGUAUUUGCUAAUUCAAAGAGAAAUUGUAACAUAUUUAUAAAAAAAAAGAAAACAAAAAUAGAUCUGUGGAUUGAGAC
Messenger RNA from Drosophila willistoni, 4434 nucleotides. It is a transcript of the gene pds5, whose product is annotated as sister chromatid cohesion protein PDS5 homolog B. The transcript has 14 exons. The coding region runs from base 288 to 4058 and encodes 1256 amino acids. NCBI's taxonomy places the organism in Eukaryota, Metazoa, Arthropoda, Insecta, Diptera, Drosophilidae. Gene Ontology annotation, cellular component: chromatin; nucleus. The record is from RefSeq and is a predicted model, not a curated record. Gene Ontology annotation, biological process: mitotic sister chromatid cohesion; DNA repair.